Molecule: messenger RNA, 1956 nt
Organism: Exophiala bonariae
Lineage: Eukaryota; Fungi; Ascomycota; Eurotiomycetes; Chaetothyriales; Herpotrichiellaceae
Exons: 1
Coding region: 1-1956 (651 amino acids)
Biological process (GO): protein secretion
Cellular component (GO): endoplasmic reticulum membrane
Molecular function (GO): guanyl-nucleotide exchange factor activity; GTPase activator activity; protein binding
Source: RefSeq, a predicted model, not a curated record
AUGGCUCCCGAGCUCCCUCUGUCCCGGGUCAAAUUGACCUAUCCAUUGAAUGCGGCCGACUUUGACCCCUCCAACCAAGACUUUCUUCUUGUUGGUGGAGGAGGAGGAUCCUCUUCGACCGGGGUUCCCAAUAAGAUCUCUCUAAUCGAUACAUCUCCCCGAGAGCAGCUAAGAGAAAUCGUUGAUGUCGAAUUAGCAAAGAAUGAAGAUUCUGUCACCACUUUGGCCGUCGCGACAUCCUCCAACUCGGCUUUGACUGCUUUCGCAGGAAUCAACAGUUCAGCCGCUGAUCAAGCAGCUGGAAAGAACGAGCACUUGCGAUCAUUUCGUAUCGGUCUACCCGCAAGAAAGAGAAAGGCAGAUGGAACUACUGUCGAGGUCCAAGAAAAGACUCCCGCAGCUGGGAGCGGCACUUAUGCCCUUGGUCGCAAAGCAGUCUUUACAUCUGCCAAGGGAAGCAAAAAUGACACAUAUCAGAGAGUCCUGCGGUUUUCUCCAUAUCGGAAAGGGUCUCCUGAUCAGCGACUCGCGGCCAUAGCCUCUGGAUUGGCCCCAGAAAACGAGAUCGUUGUUUUCCGACCUGUAUCGAGUCCAGGUCCGAAGGAUGAGAUAUCUCGCAUCAGAUUGGGUAAGCGUGAAGCUGCGGACCUCGAUCUCACAAGCAGUAAGGCGUCGCCUGAAGACUACCUACUGGCGUAUUGUACCGAUGACGAGCUCUUCAUUCAGCAAUUACCUAGCAAGCUACCGUCCAAGGUGGCUGCACCACGCCUUCUCUACCAGACGAUGGAAUCUACCACCAGUCUACCUUCAAACAAGAGACCCAAAUUUCGAGCUCUACGCUUUCUGACGCCCCAUCAUCUUCUCCUAGUCCAGAAUGCGCCCAAUAGGACAGGGGUCUUCCUCCUGAUUCUCAAAAUUAACAAGGACUAUUCGCAAGCUCAGAUCACUAUUCGCAAGAGGCUCAGCAAAUCCAUCAAAGCAGCUGUGGGUCUGGACGUCUGCACCCUUACAGAGUCUGAACAAGGCGAGAAACAGUUCGUCAUAGCUGUCGCAAGUCAGAGUAGUUUCAUCGAACUUCUGACGAUCGAUUACUCUUCAGAUUAUGGUCUGGCGGCCUUUCGUCCUUACACCGUGCUCGAAGAAGUCCACAACGGUCCCUUGACAAGACUGGUACUCUCCAAUUACAAUGGUCCUUCAUCACCCGUGGCCAAAGAUGCUGGGCCACAAUCCAUUCGCCUGGCUUCGGUCGGAGUGGAUCAAUUUGUCACUGUACACUAUCUUCCACUCCGUCCACUACCUGCAACAAAGAACAAAACUCCGCGAUAUGUCCUUAUGCUACCUAGCAGAUUUGAUUCCAUUCAAACCAUAUUCAGUGCCGUAGUUGCACUCAUGAGUGUCGCAAUUGUCGCACUACUCUUGCAGGCAUUCUGCGAAAUUCGGGGUGCUAGUCCACCCAUACUUGGUGCGACAGACUGGCUGUCUCCUAGGGUUCAAAGUUAUAUCGCACGUCCAUAUUAUUUUGCGGAAAGUAUCCCACACGCACAAACACAGGUUUCUCUUGCAGCGGAAAGCGUGACCCAGAAGUUGAAGGACGUCCAAACACAAAUUCCGGGUGUCGACGAUGUCAAAACCACCGUCGAAGACGUCAUCUCCGAUGUGAAUCAGAAGUUAGCGGACCUGGUGGAAACCAACUCGGAAUUGGAAACCCCCAAGGCCAUCGUCGUUCGAGACGCGGGUGUUGGUGAGAUCUCGACCGAGUUGCACCACGAUGCAGAGUUGAUCAAGGAGGAAGCACUGAAGAAGUGGGAGGAGCUCAGUGAUUCGCAAAAGAAAGGAUGGAAGAGAAAACUCAAGGAUGCAGGUCACUGGGCUGAAGGCCAAGGUGAGAGUAUCCUCAAAGGCAUUUUGUUCUCUGAGUUGGCUGGUGCUGUCGGUGAAUUUGUGCGAGGUGCGUAG